This is a messenger RNA of Pelobates fuscus (common spadefoot toad), 792 nucleotides long. RefSeq names its product chymotrypsinogen A-like. NCBI's taxonomy places the organism in Eukaryota, Metazoa, Chordata, Amphibia, Anura, Pelobatidae. The transcript has 7 exons. The record is from RefSeq and is a predicted model, not a curated record. Gene Ontology annotation, molecular function: serine-type endopeptidase activity. Bases 1 to 792 code for a protein of 263 amino acids. Gene Ontology annotation, biological process: proteolysis.
AUGGCAAUCCUUUGGCUCGUUUCUUUGAUUGCACUUGUUGGUGCUACCUAUGGAUGUGGCAUCCCAGCCAUCCAGCCUGUCCUCACUGGUUAUGCAAGAAUUGUAAAUGGUGAAGAGGCCAUCCCAGGGUCCUGGCCAUGGCAAGUGUCUCUGCAGGACCGCACUGGAUUCCAUUUCUGCGGUGGAUCCCUUAUAAGCGAGAACUGGGUGGUCACUGCAGCUCACUGUGGUGUUAAGACUACAGAUCGUGUUGUCUUGGGUGAAUUUGACCAGCGUUCAUCUGCUGAAAGUGUACAAGUUAAGACAAUUGCCAAGGUCUUUAAGCACCCACAGUAUAGUUCAUAUACUAUAAAAAAUGAUGUCACUUUGAUCAAACUGGCCUCUCCAGCUGUGCUCCAAGAACAUGUGUCUCCUGUGUGCUUGGCCAACUCUGCUGAUGUGUACAGCAGCGGUCUUAAAUGUGUCACUAGUGGAUGGGGUUUGACAGAUUCUAGUGGUAAUCAAACACCAGCCAGAUUGCAGCAGGUGGUUCUGCCCCUUUUAUCCAACACUGAAUGCAAGAAAUACUGGGGAAACAAAAUUGCUGAUGUUAUGAUCUGUGCUGGAGCAGAUGGUGCCUCUUCCUGCAUGGGUGACUCUGGUGGACCUCUUGUAUGCGAGCAGGAUGGAGCUUGGUCUUUGGUGGGUAUUGUGUCUUGGGGAAGCUCUACAUGUUCCCCAUCAAGUCCUGGUGUCUAUGCACGGGUCUCUCAACUCAGGAGCUUCAUUGACCAGACCGUUGCUGCUAACUAG